This is a messenger RNA of Paecilomyces variotii, 2450 nucleotides long. RefSeq names its product putative deoxyribodipyrimidine photo-lyase Phr1. Gene Ontology annotation, cellular component: nucleus; cytoplasm. NCBI's taxonomy places the organism in Eukaryota, Fungi, Ascomycota, Eurotiomycetes, Eurotiales, Thermoascaceae. Gene Ontology annotation, molecular function: DNA binding; FAD binding. The record is from RefSeq and is a predicted model, not a curated record. Bases 205 to 1956 code for a protein of 583 amino acids. Gene Ontology annotation, biological process: circadian regulation of gene expression; entrainment of circadian clock by photoperiod. The transcript is spliced from 2 exons.
GGGCAAUUUAACGAAUAUUUGUAUGGGGGGAUAAAUCAGACACGGUGUUCAGUUCGUUAUAGCGAGAAAUUCGUUAUAGGGAGGUUCGUUAUAGCCAGGAUUUACAGUAAAUGAAAAGCUCAGCAAGACACAAAAAUCACUUGUGUCUCCUUUUUAAUCGCAAUUGCACUGGUUCCUCGAAACCGAACCAUUUGACACGCUAUAAUGGCCCCCCAGAAACGCAAGACCGCAGGCACAGGCAGAAAUGACACGGAACAAACCAACAAACGUGGAAAGCUGGACCUGUCAAGUCCACAUCCCAAUGCGCAACAGUCUGAGGAUUUUGGCAUUGUCCUGCGAGAAUUCUAUCCGCCGGAAAUGAGCAACGAGCGCUGUUUGGCCUACAAGGACGGGGCCCUGGAACGACCGAUCGAGACACUACAGCGGGCCUACGAAGACACUUUCGACCAGCGUGAGGCCAUCAAGGCCGGCAAUGCAGUGGUGCACUGGUUCAAGUCUGACCUGCGACUACACGAUAAUCGUGCACUACAUUUGGCAUACCAGAGCGCGAAGGAAAAUAACAUCCCGUUAAUCGGGCUGUAUAUUCUGUCGCCGCAGGAUUUGACGGCUCACCUAUCGAGUCCGGCUCGGGUCGACCUAACUCUGCGCACUCUAAGCCAAUUAAAGCGCGAUCUGAGCGAGUUGGAUAUCCCCUUGUAUAUGGAGACGCAGGAGUCUCGCAAGAAGAUCCCUCAGCGGAUUGUGGAUUUGUGUCAGCAAUGGGGAGCGAACAAACUCUACGCGAAUCUGGAAUAUGAGGUUGACGAGUUGCGACGCGAGGCUAAGCUGAUCAGAUUGUGCGCAAGCAAUGGAAUCAAGUUUGAGGCCGUCCAUGAUACUUGCGUUGUGCCCCCCGGACAAGUGGCCAGUCAACAAGGUAAACAGUACGCCGUGUAUACUCCCUGGUACCGCGCAUGGGUCGGUUACCUGAACGACAAUCGCGAUUGCUUGGAACCGUCAGAGGAGCCAGGUUCCAAUCCAGGUGAUGCGCGGAGACGCUUCAAGGAGUUAUUUGCUAGCGAGGUUCCUGCUGCACCACAGAACAAGCAAUUGUCGGAGGAGGAAAAGAAACAUCUUAGUCAACUGUAUCCAGCGGGCGAGCACGAGGCGCUACGUCGAUUAGAGGUAUUCCUGGAGGAGAAGGUGAGAGAUUAUGCAGAUGCACGAAAUACUGUAUGCGGGCAAACGACCUCAAUCCUAAGUCCCUACUUUGCAUCGGGCGCACUGAGUGCAAGGACGGCAGUCGAACAGGCCCGCAAGGCCAACAAGGGUUCUCUGCAACAUGGUGACCCCGGCCUUGUUCAAUGGAUUAGUGAGGUGGCCUGGCGCGACUUUUACAAACACGUCCUGGUGCAUUGGCCAUUUAUCUGCAUGAACAAAUGCUUCAAGCCUGAGUUCACCAAUCUGGAAUGGGAGUACGAUGAGGACAAGUUCAACCUCUGGUGCGAAGGGAAAACCGGCUUUCCCAUCGUGGACGCCGCCAUGCGUCAGCUCAAGCAAGAUAAAUGGAUGCACAACCGGACGCGCAUGGUCGUCGCCUCUUUUCUCUCCAAAGAUCUACUUAUUGACUGGCGCCGCGGCGAGCGGUAUUUCAUGGAGAAUCUCAUCGACGGGGACUUUGCGUCCAACCACGGCGGCUGGGGAUUUGGAUCGAGCACAGGCGUGGAUCCUCAGCCAUACUUCCGAAUCUUCAAUCCGCUCCGUCAGAGUGAACGAUUCGAUCCGGAUGGCGAGUAUAUCCGAAAAUGGGUGCCAGAGCUGCGUGAUAUCCAAGGGCCGGAGAUACAUGAACCCUACGCACGAGGAGCGGAGGCAAUUGCGCAGAAGAAUGGCUAUCCACGCCCAAUGGUUGAUCAUUCAACAAGCAGGGACCGAGCGUUAAAGCGCUACAAACGGGCGAGUGAGAAUGGGCCUUGAUCAGCGGUCACUUGUAAGUAUGGUCAUGAAACAGAUUAAACGUGACGCAAGUUCGAUGGGAACUGGCAGUGUACAGUAUGUAUAGCCAUGACGCAAAGCCAGGCAAAACAAGCAAGCACAGCACAGGACUAUUCUGAAUACAUUAUGUAUAGUAACGCUUUUCUUUCUCGUUUCCCCAUGAGAGCGAUUCAAAAAGAAAACUAGGCACGGGAUACACUUACUACUUCAAGUUCCAUAUGACAGGCGGAGAAAAAUACACUUUAAGUGGAAGAUCAAUAAUUUGAAUAGAGUAAUCGAGGAUUCAUCAAGCCUGUCGUAAUUGGAAAUUGUCUCAUUUUAUAUAUCCUCUCUGAGAACUCGACGAUCGGGUAUUUCUUUUUCGUGACCCUGAAGAAGUCCUUCCUUACUUACUCUUAGUACUGUACAUAUAAUGCCUUUCGGCUCUUUUUCUCCGCUGUGGAGUUGGAAUAUUAACUAGUUACCCUUUCUUGUAG